Molecule: messenger RNA, 2977 nt
Organism: Sodiomyces alkalinus F11
Lineage: Eukaryota; Fungi; Ascomycota; Sordariomycetes; Glomerellales; Plectosphaerellaceae
Product: Het-C-domain-containing protein
Exons: 4
Coding region: 336-2705 (789 amino acids)
Source: RefSeq, a predicted model, not a curated record
CAAUUUGUGGAAAGCUACCGAGAGCAGGAGGCAGCCCAUAGGGUAAGGUUUUACAAGGGUACCCUAUCUUGGCAUCGUCACGGCGGGGUAUCUUACUGCUUCCUGUGCGACAGAUACGAAUACUUUUAAGGCCGACACAACGAAGCGAACCUGACCUACCUAAGGUACCCAAAGCACUUCUCGUUACCUUAUUGAGAACCGUGGUCUCCCACCUGGAGUCUAUUAUUCAACAUUCAACACCGAGGGACUCUAUCCUCUGUCACGACUUGCGAUUUCCGCUGAUCUGCUGAUCCCCCACCCCCGCCACCUUCCAGAAGACGCGUGCUUUUGCGCUCAUGGGGUUCCUCGGACUUGGUAGGGGCUCCGGCUCCUGGUUCUUGAUCCUUUGCCUGGCCUUGAUCUUCUUGCCAGGUAGAGCGCAUGCCUUUGGAGCUGGUAAUAUCCCCAGCAUCGCGCAGAUCGAAGGCUUCAACUUUCGUCAUGGAGACAUAGAGGACUUCCUCUCUACUGUCGUCUUCCUGAAGGGCAAAAAAUGGUCAAGCCUGAACAUUUCCCGUGUCUACUUCGGAAAUUGGCUUAGAGACUAUAGUCAGGCUAUUGACACGGCCAGCUUGAAGGGUGCCAACGCGGCGACCGUUCGGAUUCUGGUAUGGGUUCUUUCUUUCCUAGCGCAUGGCUAUGCGACCGAGGAGUUUGAAGUCACCGAAGAGAGACUUGGUGUCUACAGACCGGAAGAGCACACCGACAACCCCCUCGGCUACCCUGAUGAUGGGCAGACCUACGAUCCUAGGCUCCGACCCCCUGUUCGUGAAGCCGAGAUAGAGAUAGACAGCCGUACAGGCAUGAAAAACUACAUUACCAACGAAUCCGGCGACUGGGCCACGAGCUCUGGUUAUAUCCGAUUCAGCCUCAAACGUUCCAUCCAUUACGGCAGGGUCUACACGAGCGGAUCGGGAAAUAGCUCCGGCAGAGAAGAGGAUCUUUGCGAGGCGCUACGCUGCUUGGGACAAGCUCUCCAUACCCUGGAAGACUUUCCCGCCCAUAGCAACUAUUGCGAACUCGCACUCCGCGAGCUUGGCUACCACGACGUGUUCCCCCACUGCGGCGUGGAUUCGGAGAUUGACCUGCAAGGGAAGAGAGUAUAUCCUCUCGUCACCGGCACGUUUGGAGGUGUCGAUUUCCUGCAUUCCGUCAUUGGAGAAGUGAACGACAACUUGAGCCAGUCCGAGCUCGAUGAGCUUAAUGCCGCGGUCGCCAAUGCUCAGAGCUUGACCAAGGUCGAUUCCGGCUCUCAGUCGCGCGGGCUCUUCGGGCCAUCAUCCGGCGGCUCAUCUCCGGGCGACUUCAUUUCCCUUGUCAGCCAGUUACCCGGCAUCGGUGACGGGUUUGCCCGUGAGGCACAGGCCUUGAAGGCUUCCUCCGACGAGCAAGCGCAGCAGAAUAGUCGGUCUCUUUUUGGCAGCAGCGACAAUGCCAAUGUCGUCCCUGGUAUGAGCGCCGACUUUGACCCGGUCAAGACGGCCCGUCGAAUCUACCCCAUUCUCCAGUUUCGGGACAAGAUCGUAAAGGCCAUCAACCGUUUCAUCUCCAAGGUCCCCGGUCUGGAGAAGCUCCUCGACCACAUCGGCGAGACGCUUACGGCAUUCGUCCUGGGGCUCCUUGCCCCCUUCAUCCAGCCGAUCGUUCAGCAGGUCUCUCAGAUCCUCAAGGAGGGAUCUUCCACCGUUAUCGGUGCGAGCGCCAAGUCCCAGUUUAUCCCAUGGGACGACCCUACAAGCACCAACCCUACUCACUCCAUGCUGUCUAAAGAUCACUUCACGAACAUUCUCAACUCGUGCGCCGGAAGAAUUGCAGUCACCAUCCUGCAAUACGCCGUUCCUCGUAUUGUGUACGCUUGGGAGAACCCCGGUGUUCCCGCUGAUGAGGUCAUCGACGACAUUCUUCGUGUGUACCACCAUCCAGCAAUCCGUGAUGAGAGCAUCGAGAUUCAGCGCACCAUGUUCAAUACCGUCCAGGAAUGGGCGAACAAUCAUCCACUUCGACACGAACUCUCUCACCUGCUCUCUUCAGAAUCAGUUAAAGACCACAAGAACCACGUCCUGAACCAGCAAACACAGCGAGACCGAGGUAUGGGUGGCUCGCACAGUUGUGGCGGCGGCAUGGGAGGUCUCGGCCAUGGGAAAACCAAGAACUCCCUCUGGAACCAGAUUAAGACGCGCGAUCGCAGCGCGAUGGAUGGCUCGGAUCGCGGGCCUCUGGCACCCGCCGUUGAACCGGCGGCGCAAGAAGAGUACGGUUAUCACCGGGAGGAGGACAGGUCUCAUGAAUACAGAGGCGAGGGGGGAGGGGAGAGCGCAGGCUAUUACGGGUCCGCACCCGUCGCGGCCCCGCCGAGUCAUUCGCCUCAACCCGGUGGUUGGGGGCAACCGUCCCGUCCACCCCCCGGCCAGUAUGGUGGCCCGCCGCCUGGCAGCUAUGGGGGUCCUCCCCCGGGUCAGUAUGGUGCUCCGCCCUCCGGGCACUAUGGAGGUCAUGGCGGUUAUGGCACCCCACCGCAGCCGCAAUACGGAUACGGUCCUCCUGGUGGAUAUCAGCAACAGCCACCCGCUCACCACCAGGGAUACGGAGCUCCGUCGCCUGGAUACCACCAGCCGCCUCCCCCAAGUGGAGGCUGGGGCCAGUACCCUGGGCAGUAUCGUUACUGAACGGAGGUGACCGGGUCAAAGAGACUCGCCAUGAUAUUCGAGGUGGAUACCUAGAUGAUUGCACACCGAUGUCACUUGUGGGCCGCGUAAGGUAGGGAGAAAGGAUGUUGGGUAGAUAGUUAGCCAUUUGAUUUUUGCCAGUGUUUUUUUCUUCGCUAUAGUAUGCGUAUGUUACCUAUUCCCUCCCGUGUUAACUCGGUUAUGAUUGUACAUACCUGUUGGCUGUCUCAUCAAGUGAAGAAAAGGAGAAAAUGCCUACUGUGCCCUGCCCU